Cygnus atratus (black swan) is the source of this 5038-nucleotide messenger RNA. RefSeq names its product glutaminase (gene GLS). The coding region runs from base 30 to 1955 and encodes 641 amino acids. The transcript has 18 exons. Gene Ontology annotation, biological process: L-glutamine catabolic process. NCBI's taxonomy places the organism in Eukaryota, Metazoa, Chordata, Aves, Anseriformes, Anatidae. Gene Ontology annotation, molecular function: protein binding; glutaminase activity. The record is from RefSeq and is a predicted model, not a curated record.
GGUGGCGGGCAGUCGGCGGCGGGGCGGCGAUGAUGCGGCUGUGGCGGGCGGCGCUGCUCAGGGAGCUGCUGCGGGGGGCGGCCGGCGGGCAUGGCCCCGGGUCCGGACACGGCUCCCGGCGCCUCCCGCCGCCCCCCCUGGCAGCCCGCCGGCGCGUCCCGGCGCGGGGGCUGUGCACUCGCUCUGAGGGAGCCCUGGAGGAGCCGGGGAAGGGGGCGCAGCAGCAGCAGCAGCAGCAGCAGCCGGCGGCCCCCGGGGAGCCCCCCGUCACGGACAGCGGCCGCAGCAAGAACCACGGCGGGGGCGCGGAGCUGGCCGCGGGAGGGGAGAAUAAAGUGAAGCAAGGUCUCCUUCCCAGCUUGGAAGAUUUGCUCUUCUAUACUAUUGCAGAAGGACAAGAAAAAAUACCAGUUCAUAAAUUCAUAACUGCACUCAAAUCUACAGGAUUACGUACCUCUGAUCCCAGGUUGAAGGAGUGCAUGGAUAUGUUAAGACUGACCCUUCAAACAACUUCAGAUGGUGUUAUGCUGGACAAAGACCUUUUUAAAAAGUGUGUACAAAGUAAUAUUGUAUUGCUUACUCAAGCUUUCAGGAGGAAGUUUGUCAUUCCAGAUUUCAUGUCGUUUACUUCGCAUAUUGAUGAGCUAUAUGAAAGUGCUAAAAAACAGUCUGGAGGAAAGGUGGCUGACUAUAUUCCACAACUGGCCAAGUUCAGCCCUGAUUUGUGGGGCGUGUCACUUUGCACAGUGGAUGGACAGAGGCAUUCUGUUGGAGAUACCAAAGUUCCUUUUUGUCUUCAGUCCUGUGUAAAGCCUUUGAAAUAUGCUAUUGCUGUUAACGAUCUUGGCACAGAGUACGUGCACAGAUAUGUCGGUAAAGAGCCUAGUGGAUUAAGAUUCAACAAAUUGUUCCUGAAUGAAGAUGACAGGCCUCAUAACCCUAUGGUGAAUGCUGGAGCAAUUGUGAUCACAUCUUUAAUCAAGCAAGGAGCAAAUAAUGCAGAAAAGUUUGACUACGUGAUGCAAUUCAUGAAUAAAAUGGCUGGUAAUGAGUAUGUUGGAUUCAGUAAUGCUACGUUCCAGUCCGAGAGAGAGAGUGGAGAUAGAAACUUUGCAAUUGGCUACUACUUGAAAGAAAAAAAGUGCUUUCCGGAAGGCACAGAUAUGGUUGCUAUCCUAGACUUCUACUUUCAGCUUUGCUCAAUAGAAGUAACCUGUGAGUCAGCAAGUGUGAUGGCAGCAACUCUGGCUAAUGGUGGCUUUUGCCCAAUCACUGGUGAAAGAGUCCUGAGUCCUGAAGCAGUCCGGAAUACCUUGAGUUUAAUGCAUUCGUGUGGCAUGUAUGACUUUUCGGGGCAGUUUGCCUUCCAUGUUGGUCUUCCUGCAAAAUCUGGAGUUGCUGGUGGGAUUCUUCUGGUUGUUCCUAAUGUUAUGGGCUUGAUGUGCUGGUCUCCUCCUUUGGACAAGAUGGGCAACAGCGUUAAAGGAAUCCACUUUUGUCAUGAUCUGGUUUCUUUGUGCAAUUUCCAUAAUUACGAUAAUUUGAGACACUUUGCAAAAAAGCUUGAUCCUCGCAGAGAAGGUGGUGAUCAGCGGGUGAAGUCUGUGAUAAACCUGCUGUUUGCUGCCUACACGGGAGAUGUGUCUGCACUCCGGAGAUUUGCUCUGUCAGGGAUGGAUAUGGAGCAGAGGGACUACGACUCCCGAACAGCAUUGCAUGUGGCAGCUGCAGAAGGACACGUGGAUGUUGUUAAGUUCCUGCUGGAAGCAUGCAAAGUGAACCCUUUCCCCAAAGACAGAUGGAACAACACUCCUAUGGAUGAAGCUUUACAUUUUGGACACCACGAUGUAUUUAAAAUUCUUCAAGAAUAUCAGGUCCAAUACACGCCGUCAGAGGAUUCCAACAACGGAAAGGAGAACCGAACGGUUCAUAAAAACCUAGAUGGUUUACUAUAAUCAUUCUCAGCUAGAUCCUAAGAAUCAAGUCACUUACCUAUUUAAUUGUGGUGUACAUAAGUAAUUGAAGAGCGUGUGUGUUUCUAUCUGAUAGUGGUAUAUGUUUUACAGAAGUCUCUGUUACUUCAGUGUUAUGUUACAGGAGUUUCUAUACGCACAGGACAAAUCCAAUCUCUCAAAACCAACAAAACCAACUAAGAAUCUCCCUCCAUAAUGUGAGCAAUAUUACCUCAUGCUGCAUAUAAUUGAUGUAUAAAGAUAUUUAGCUGUGGCUUUACUGUGCACUACUUAAUUUAUUUUUGUGUUCUAUGUGAACUUGAGUCUGUGGUCAGGAUUUUUUUUGCUAUAUUUUUGUUUCUCUAGCCCUCUGUUUCCAGUAUGGCUGAGAUGAGCCAGAGUACUGUCAGGUAUGAGCGUCAGUGAGGGUUUUCAAAAGUUGAGGAUGCUGAUGUAGAUUUAGGCUGGGUGUGUUAAGUAAAGAUCUGCACUUACUUUAAAAAAAAAAAAAAAUUUCCACACAAGCUUGUUUACAUAAUAUAAAUAUCAAAAGAGUAUAUAGGUGAUGGUUGUCUAUGGUCUUAGGCUUGUUCUCAGAGAUAGUCUUGUCAGGGAAUUUGUUUUAAGGUUUGUUUGACCAAAUGGCGUAGGAGAAUGUGACUUGUAACAUCUCUCAAUGUUUAGGGUUUUUUUUAGUGUUUUUUUCCUUAAAGCAUUUUUUUCUAGCCUCCCUCUUCUCUCCCUGUUCAGCUGCUAAAGUACUUCCCCUGUAACGGGAAAACGGGUGCUUCCACUCUAUGCAGUUGUGCUCCUUGCAGGUAUAUUUGCACUACAGCGAGCCUUGACAAGCUGCAAAACCCCGUUUUGGGCUCAUGCUUCAUUCUUGGCAGUUGCACCAGGACCCAGUGAGGGGAAUGUAGGCAUGUGAAAGGCAAAAUACUAAACCAAAUACUACAAGAAAUCUGACUAAAUUUAAGCUUAUGAUGAGGAACACAGAUGGAGUUAAACAGCUUUAAGGAGCAUAGAGCCAAUCAAAGCAUGAGCAGAGCAGGAGAUAAGCCAAAUUUUGGGAAUGUUCUCUUCUCGCACUACCAUCAACCAAGGAGCAGGAUAUUAGUCAGUAGGACUACGGGGGUGUAGAACCAGGAGUUCAGCAACAAGAGCACAAUUAGGUGAUUCCUUUGGUGGUGAACUGUGGCAUUUAUUGUCUUACCGCUGAAGGCAGCUUGGCAGGUGUUGUCAUGGGAAGUGUAGAUGCAGAUAUUUUCUUGUUUGCAGAGCUACCGUGUUAGGACAGUUCCCUAUCCCACGUGCAGUUGUUUUUACCAACACUGUGGCAUAAAACCUCCGAAGUGAUCAGUGAUUUAAAGAGUUGGACUUUGAGACCCUGCAGUUGUUGGACGUAGAUUUUAAGCCAGAAUUGUUUAACAUAUAGAGAUUUGUGCUUAAGAAUAGCAUAUAUAGCUAAUUUUAUGCUAGCACAAAACAUCCAAGUCAUUAGUAGAUCUUGAAGUUCAAACUUUGUGUUUAGGCACCAAAAUUCUCUUGAAACUGAUGCCUGAAUUCUUUCUAGAUUGGGCCAAGCACUUUAUAAAGAUGACCUGAACCACAUUAUCUCCCUUUUGCAAGUGGGGAAACUAAAGCAUAGAGAGAAGUAACUUCAGAAUGACCCAGCAGGUCAGUGUAGUUGAGAAUAAAUCCUGUUGAGUUCCUGUACAGUCCUCUACUCGAUAUGCCAUACUGCCUCCUACAGGAAGGGAAAAUCCAAAGGGAAAAGUGCCUGAUACUCAUCACAAGCAGUGACUGUCUUCGUGAUGAUGAAAUCUUGGCUGAAUCUGAAAGUCUAAAGCCCUGAAAUCACCUUUCCAGGCUGGCUGGCGUGGUUAUCAAACACUUUUUCUCAUGAAUCUUACAGCUCUUAAGCUGUAUCUUUUUUUUCUUCUCUCUGAAGAUCAGCUGUUUUUCUGAAGGCUUUUAACAUCUCUUAACCUCUCACCUCCUGUGUCACAGCCACCUUAGUUUUAGUCAAUAAUGAAAUCAAAUGGCCUUUGGCUCUUUAAUGAGCUGCAUUGGUCACUGAAUACCACAAGGCCUCUCCUCUGCUGCACCCCACACUAAAUCCCAAAAUGUUUUCUCUGGCAACAGAUCUAUUAACUCUAGAAUAGAGGAGUAGAGAUUUUCAGAUGGACUAUAGCAUUCUGUAUCUUGAUGCUAAUAUUAUUUCUGUUUUUCUAUAAAAACCUAUCCUUCAGAUUCUCAGAAAAAUACCCGAUUUAGUUUAACUGAAAUUUGCAUUGCUCAAGCAGGCAUCUUUAAAAGGUAGGUAUAUUAUACAAUACACAAACAUACAAAACCUUCAGAAGCAGCAUUUUGACUGAGUUAACAUAAAGAUCAUGGCUGUCCGUGAACUAAAUGCUUUCCUGAAUCAUACGGAGUGCUUUUAGCCAGUCUUAGCUUCAGUGCAUUUUUGCUGGAUAGCUUUAGUAUUUUCUCAGUGUGAGAAGAUGCGUUAUUUUGUAAUGUCCAAUUAAGCAGUGCAGCUAUUUAGACAUGGCGUUAUUUAUAAAUAUAUGCAGUACAUUGAUUUGGCUGUUUAUCAUUCAUGAUGCUGACAUGUAGAUUUCAAUGUAAGUAGCUUUUGGUUAUCUGAUCAAAUACUGACUUCCUUAUGCUCCAAAGAAGAUUCCCCAUACCUUCUGGUUUUGUCAUAUAUGUUUCUUCUGUAUCACAAACUAAAUAGUUAAGCUAACUUAAUGCUUUGUACUCAGAAAUAUUGUGAUAGUCAUAGCAUUAAUUAGCCUAUCUUUGUGAACAAAAUGUAUUGUACCGGAUUUUUUUGCUUCAGAGAUGGACUAUCAGUGACUACUUACUGGCAGUGUACUUCUGGUCAUUGUAACUGACUAGGCUGAUCUUGACUUCUAGAUUCUGUAUUGUGGGGAACAGACAGUGAUGAAUGUACUUCUAGCAGUUUCCCAUGAGUGAAUCUAAACUUGAGCUGUACUGGUUCUGAAAAUGAAAGCUAUUUAUUUUAAGAAAUAAGAUCCAGAUAGCGUUGCUUUUUACAGCAUAAUAAAUGGAAAUACCAA